AUGGGAAAGUCACCUGUGCGCACAGGCGGCGGCCACGCCGCGGCAAAGGUGGUGCUGCCUGCUGUGGCGAUCGCAAUCGGCGUUCAUUCCGGUCCCGCCGUGCUGGCGACGCUCUGCGCCGGCUUCCUGUGGAACUUGCUGUACGUCCGAUACUUCGCCCCGCUGUACGAUCGCAAGGCGCGGCUCAAGUUUGUGGCGCUCUCGUGGUGCCGAGACAUCAUAGUGGUUGCCGUGCGGUACUUCAUCGUCUGUAACGGCCACCACGGCUCGCCGCUAGCCUGGCUCUUCCUGCUGCCACUCGGCGUCUUCGAGACGCACACGACGCAGUGGCUCGCCGACUGGUACGAGCGGCGGCCGAUGAAGCACAUCACCGCCCACCAGGCGGCCCUGUCCGAGUCGGCUGUCAGGCUCUGA
Emiliania huxleyi CCMP1516 is the source of this 414-nucleotide messenger RNA. RefSeq lists its product as hypothetical. The transcript has 2 exons. The coding region runs from base 1 to 414 and encodes 137 amino acids. NCBI's taxonomy places the organism in Eukaryota, Haptophyta, Isochrysidales, Noelaerhabdaceae. The record is from RefSeq and is a predicted model, not a curated record.